Messenger RNA from Monodelphis domestica (gray short-tailed opossum), 4765 nucleotides. It is a transcript of the gene KCNK3, whose product is annotated as potassium two pore domain channel subfamily K member 3. The record is from RefSeq and is a predicted model, not a curated record. Gene Ontology annotation, biological process: stabilization of membrane potential; potassium ion transmembrane transport. Gene Ontology annotation, molecular function: open rectifier potassium channel activity; outward rectifier potassium channel activity; potassium ion leak channel activity. Lineage: Eukaryota; Metazoa; Chordata; Mammalia; Didelphimorphia; Didelphidae. Gene Ontology annotation, cellular component: plasma membrane.
UGGCGGGAGCCAGGGGGGCAGGGCCGAGAAGGGAGGGUGGGUGGUGCUGAAGGGACAGCUCCGACGCGGCCGCGGCAGCAGCCACAGACAGAUCGCCGAGCCCAGCAGCGGAGGAGCCACUGGUCCCCUCAGCGCUGGAGAAGCCUAGCGCAGCCAUGCCCCAGGCCGCCAACGGGGCAGCGGCAGCAGCAGCAGCGGAAGCGGCAGCAGUGGUGGUGGCGGCGGCGGCGGCGGCGGCAGCGGCGGCUGGAGCCGGGGGAGCCCGGCGAGGCCAGGGCUCUGGGUCCGCUGCUCGGGCGGGACGAUGAAGCGGCAGAACGUGCGCACGCUGGCGCUGAUCGUCUGCACCUUCACCUACCUGCUGGUGGGCGCCGCUGUGUUCGACGCGCUCGAGUCGGAGCCCGAAACCACGGACCGGCAGCGACUGGAGCGAAAGCAGCUGGAGCUCCGGGCGCGCUACAACCUCAGCCAGGGCGGCUACGAGGAGCUGGAACGCGUGGUCCUGCUGCUCAAGCCGCACAAGGCCGGCGUGCAGUGGCGCUUUGCGGGCUCCUUCUACUUCGCCAUCACCGUCAUCACCACCAUCGGCUACGGUCAUGCAGCCCCCAGCACAGAUGGUGGGAAGGUGUUCUGUAUGUUCUACGCCCUAUUGGGCAUCCCCCUCACGCUGGUUAUGUUCCAGAGCCUGGGUGAGCGCAUCAACACCUUUGUGAAGUACUUGCUGCACAGGGCCAAGAAGGGGCUGGGGAUGCGGCGCUCAGACGUCUCCAUGGCCAACAUGGUCAUCAUCGGCUUCUUCUCCUGCAUCAGCACCCUGUGCAUCGGGGCGGCUGCCUUCUCCUACUAUGAGCACUGGACUUUCUUCCAGGCCUACUAUUACUGCUUCAUCACCCUGACCACCAUUGGUUUUGGGGAUUACGUGGCCCUGCAGAAGGACCAGGCGCUGCAGACUCAGCCCCAGUACGUGGCUUUCAGCUUCGUGUACAUCCUCACGGGGCUGACGGUCAUUGGCGCCUUCCUCAACCUCGUGGUCCUACGCUUCAUGACAAUGAACGCGGAGGACGAGAAGCGGGACGCCGAGCACCGGGCUCUCCUGACGCGCAACGGGCAGGCGGGAGGCAGCAUCCUCACCACAGACACCGCAUCCUCCACCAUCGCGGGGAGCGGGGGCUUCCGCAACGUCUAUGCGGAGGUGCUUCAUUUCCAAUCCAUGUGCUCCUGCCUGUGGUACAAGAGUCGGGAGAAGCUACAGUACUCCAUCCCCAUGAUCAUCCCCCGGGACCUGUCCACCUCCGACACCUGCGUGGAGCAGAGCCAGUCAUCCCCCGGGGGUGGCCGCUACAUCGAGACUCCUUCUCACCGUUGCCUCUGCACAGCCCAGCGCUCGGCCAUCAGUUCUGUGUCCACUGGCCUGCACAGCCUGUCCACAUUCCGUGGCCUCAUGAAACGCCGCAGCUCAGUGUGACCCCGAGCUGGUUGUGGGUCAAGCUGAGGAGCCAGCCCACUCACACGGGCCUGGGGAAGGGGGCGGGGAGGGAGCAAUAGGAAAAGGGGGACCCCACAAAGGUUUGGGCCAGAUCUAUUAAAAGAAAUAAGCUCCAUGUCUCUAUGUGGGCUGAGAGGCAGAGGGAUGGAUGGGCCCACAGUCUGGGUGGCUCUGCAGCCAUUGGCCCAGGGAAGGUCUACUCACCCACCAUUGGUCAGUGUAGGAGUGUGGGGCAUCUGGGUUUCUCCUAAGACCUCCAACUGUGCCUGCCCCACCAGCCUGCCCAGGGCCUAGGGGCUUCUUGCAUCCAAGAGACCUUUCUAUUCUCUCUCCAUGCUCUGAAAAAUUCCAAGAAAUGUGAAACUUGGUGGGGGAUGGGGAUCAGAAGGAGUCUUAAAGGGGAAACCUUUGAUAGCCUUGGAAAUUUGAGGAGCUACCAGCCGAGAGGCUCAGCUGUUCUCAGAGCCCCAUCCACCCACCCACCCACCCACCCUUCCCUUACCACCCCUCACCCCCCUGGAAUGGGACUUCUCCGUGUUAAGUGUCUGUUUGCAUCUCUAUUUAUACCUCUCAACAUUGGUGUCCUACAGUUGUCCUAUGUGAAGUUCUCCCUUCCCUCCUUGUAGGAGCAGGUGACUCUUUGCCCCCUCCUCCCCAGCUUGUCCAGCAACCCCUUAUCUUCUCCCCUUUAGCCUCUCUCCUGCUCCAAGUUCUGCCUCACAAUCUCCCCAUCCCAACCUUUGGUUCCUAUUGUUUUUGCAUGGCUCUGCUGCAGCCCCUAAAAGAUGGCAAGAAGAAGAACGUAGAGCAGAGAGGAGGCAGAAAAGGGAAAGCGAGUACAGAGAAUGUCUUCCAUUGCUUAUUCUGAAACCCAGCCUGAGGUUUUUGAGUGAAAAGCUCAGUCACAUUUCCCAUAGAAGAAAUAAUUAGUGUAUUUUCUUGGAGGUGGGGAUGGAUAAGGAUCCCCAUUUCAAUACCUUACAACACCCCUACCCUGCCUGACCCUUACUGACACAGCCAGCCCUUUAUCCCCAAACUCUCUGCCUGCCUCCUGCCCUACAUCUCAUGUCACUGAGGCAGUCUGGAGCAAAAGCCCAAAGAUGUCAUCCAGCUCGAAGGCUCUGGGACCUGCCACGGCGACCCCACCAAGAGCAGGCAGCUCCUGGGCCCUCCAGCAAAGGCUCCCACGGCCCACUGCCAGUCACAGCGGCACCUCUGUGGGCUCGGGACUCCUGGGACUGAAGCUGCUGGUGGAUGGGAGAGCCCUCAGUGAGGAAGCUUGUUGUCUUCCGGCUAUUCUAGAGGCAGAACUUCUGAAAGAUCCCAAACCUGGCAUGGAGGAAGCGGGCAAGGGGAGAGCAGAGAACACCAGAAUAUGAGUCAAUUCCACCUUGGCCCUCUUCCUCAGCCCGAGUCCUUUAUCCUUCCCCGACUACUUCCCACCCCCAUUCCUGAGUCAAAUCAAUGAAGCUGAGCAGGUUGUGGCUGCUUUUGAGCAGGGACAUGGUGCAGAGCCAGGAGAUUUCCUGGUUAGGGAACCAGAGACCUGGGACUACAUGAAGGGUAACAAUGGAAACCUGAAAAGGAGGCCGAUUCAUCCUUCUGUUGAUGGCGCCUCUGUCUGGCACACAAAUGUGGCUCUGUCUUUGCCUAGGUGGGCACAGCUGCUCCCCAUAGGUACAGAAUAGAUUGCCCGUCUGUCCAGUGACAGGGUAGGAAAAAUUGUUAGAGCUCCAAACAGGGAGAAGAGCUGCCAACCAGGAAGGGGGUACACCACCCCAGCAUGACUGGCCUCUCCACUGCCUCCGAGCACUGCAGGCUUUUUUCAGACAUAGCUGUCCCAAUCAGUACCUUACCCUUAGAAUAGAACAAAUCCCAGCAAAUGACAGCUAAGCUGCAUGGUGACUCAGGGCACCAGCAGGUAGGAGGAGACAGAGAUGGAGCAGUCUGCUGGUGCCAGCAAUGACCCAAGGCAUUCCCAUCCAAGCUGUACGUAACCACGUCCCUGCUGCUGCCCUUCCCCCCUCCCCAGGGCAGUAGGGAUAAAUCCGGCACUGCCUGCCUGGCAGUGAGGCUUUGUUCUUCCCUUUCUUCCACAUUCACCCCUCAAGCUGUGUGCUCCCUCUCUGACUUCUCCCUUUCAGCUGCAUGAUGGUCUCUCUCCCCAUCACUGCCCCCAGUGUCAGCUCUCGACAUCACUGAUCAAGGCCUCCAGCCUCCGUGUGCACUAUCACUAGUAUUCACCUCCGUGGAAAUGUUAGGUGGGCCCCAUCGGGAUGGGCCUGAUCAGACGCUGAGGACUUAUUUCUUUAAGGUUUGGGCUAAAUAUCUUGGAGGAAGCUUCUGGUCUGCUUGCUUCCAUAGCCUACAAACCAGAGCCCCAGGGAAAGGAAGAGGCAAAAGCGAGGCCACAAACUCCUGGCCUCAACACAGGCAAUCUAGUACCGAUAGGUGCCUCCAGAUGUGUAGAGAGGCAGGAGGGGAACAGUAGUCAGAGAAUAGAAGGAGGUCUACAUGAGCCCCUCAGGUCCUUCUGUAGGGGAAAAAUAAAGCCUCUGUCCCACCCCUCAGGGCAGGGCAGUCUCUGUGGGAGUGACCAUAUCAGACUGGCUGUCCAAUGCCUGCAGAAGAAGCCAUAAUAAAUGGAGACAAAAGACCUAAGUGUCUGAGGGCUAUACAGGGAGAUGCCCUUGCCUCCCAAGUAACCCUCCCUCUCCCUUUGCCUCAUCUGUAUAUCUGGCUAUGUCCAUCCUGUGCACAAUCCACAGACCCAUCCUGUGAGAUGCUGACUCAAUCCUCCUCUGCAGCAAAGCAGACAUAGGGAGCACCCUGCUUUUCUACAAGGACGGACAGGAUACAUAAGCCUGGUCAAAUCAGGGAAAUGUGGGGGCAAGAAAAAAAGAAGGGAAUAGAAACAACUGCAGAAUGCCAAGGGCUCCCAGGCAAGUACGAAAGUCACAUGGAUAAGUGAUGGUGCCUCUCUCCUAUCCCACUGCCCUACCCACUCCCACCCGUACCACCUCCCUGCCUCCCCCUCCUCAAGUUCCUCUCUUUUUGCAGGUAGCCUCUCUGCUUCCCUGAUGCCUUAUCCCUAGGCACACUGCCAAUGAAAUAUGCAAUACAUGUGGGAGAACCCCUCUACCCUCCAUCCUCACCCCACUCCCAGCCUCUGAAGCUCCAGAAGUGCUGGAGGCUCCAGAGGCAUCCCCUCAACUCUUCCUGCCUAUCUGUCUUCACACUAAGAAUGGCAACUAAUAAAUUCUGUACCUUCAGACCAGG